AACCUAACUUGGUUUUAGGCCUAGGGCCUAUUAAUAACCUAAACUCAUUUUUAUUCUCUUUUACACAUACAGACAAGCACAUUCCAUGUGCUAAAUGUUAGAUGAUAUAAUAAUAUUCAACACUGGAACCAAGCAGUAUCAUGUUUGAGUUUGAGUCUAUACAGCUAAUCCUUAAGGGCUUAACGAAGAAGACCAACUUCUUGCGGGGGUAUAAUGUAAAGCCUUCUAAUUUAAAAUCCAGCGCCCUCCCUCUCUUCAACGGUAUGCUUGGCCACGAUCAGUUGCCCUCCCGACUGCCAAUAUAAGCGGUCAUCGGAGGGAGAGACGGAACGAAGAAGCAUGGCCUUAUUUGCAGCAACCCAGCUCGGCCAUCUCAUUCCAUUGCCUUCGCCGGCACCAAGGAACCCUCGAUCUACUCUUUUUCUCUGCUGCCAUUCUCCCGAGAGUUCCCUCAUCUCGUUCUCUUCUUCCACUCGAGCUCCUUCCGCCACCGUGGGCUGUGCUACGAACGGCCGACCGAGGUGCCUAAGUGCGAUGGCGGCCCCGAACUUGGCAGAAUCAUUGUCGGGAGCUGAAAGGCUGCACCUUGGAGUGCAGAAUAUAAUGGAAGAACUCGAUGCAUCACAAACAGCUUGCGACCAGCAAACUUCCCCAAGUAGUGGAAGUCAACAAACUUGCAAAAAAUUUAAAUGGAAAUCGGAAAUGUCCAAGUUUCUUCUAAGAUUCUUAGUCGAUCAGGUGGCAGUUGGCAUGAAAGUGGACAUGUCAUUUAAGAGAAAUGCUCUAGUAGCUGCUGCAGAAGCUGUAUCUCAAAAAUUUAAAAUAAAAUGUGAUGAAACUGAUGUAGAAAAAAGAUUGAAAACUCUGAAGACCCGGUGGAACAAAAUACAAAGGCUGAAAUGUCUAAGUGGAGCCAGUUGGGAUCCUGUUGCCAGGAUGAUUAGUUUGGGAACCAGUGCUUACCAAGAUCAUGUGCGUGCUCAUCCUAGGGAUGCUUGUUUGCUGAAUAAUCCUAUAGAUAACUAUGAUGAGCUAGCUAUCAUUUGUGGUGAUGAUCAAGCCAACGGAAAGUUCACUGAAGAUAAAAAUCAAUAUAUUGGAUCUAUUGAUAGAGAAAUUAAGGGGCAACAUCAGAAGAAUAUGCAGGGGCUAGUUGAUAUUGAACAGGUUGCAAAGUCUUCAAGCAAUCAGGUUAGAGGUCACUGUCAGCAAGAGCCAGCCAUUUCUCCAGCUGCUGCAUCUCCCAAUCCCUCACUUGACUCAUGUAGGAGGGCCACAUCCUCCAGGACCAAGAGGCAAGAGGUUGCAGAUGUUGACAUCCAGAGCUUGGUUAUGAAGAUAGGAGAGUUGAUCGAUGCGAUAAAGACAUUAAAACCUAGAAAUUAUAGUGAGGAAAUAUGGGAAGCAAUAAAAGCAUGCGAUUACAAUGAGCGACUGUCGGUAACAGCCCUUGAAUACUUAUUAAAGAAUGAGAUCGAGGGAAAGAUCUUUCUAGUCCGUAGUUCAGAAUCGCGCAAGGAGUGGUUAUCUAAAUUCUUCUCCAGUUUUCUAUGAUCUUUUCACUGGUUUUAUUGUGCAUUUGAUUUCCUUGUAAUUUUUCCCCUCUUGUAUUUAUUUGCAUGAUGCAAUUUCAUCGUCUUGCUUUUUGAUGUUAACUUGACCAUUAAAAAAUUAUGGCAGUUUUUGGGAGACU
Molecule: messenger RNA, 1693 nt
Organism: Elaeis guineensis (African oil palm)
Lineage: Eukaryota; Viridiplantae; Streptophyta; Magnoliopsida; Arecales; Arecaceae
Source: RefSeq, a predicted model, not a curated record